Messenger RNA from Tyto alba (common barn owl), 9946 nucleotides. RefSeq names its product kinesin family member 11 (gene KIF11). Gene Ontology annotation, biological process: mitotic spindle assembly; microtubule-based movement. The transcript has 22 exons. Gene Ontology annotation, molecular function: plus-end-directed microtubule motor activity; ATP binding; microtubule binding. The record is from RefSeq and is a predicted model, not a curated record. NCBI's taxonomy places the organism in Eukaryota, Metazoa, Chordata, Aves, Strigiformes, Tytonidae. The coding region runs from base 112 to 3330 and encodes 1072 amino acids. Gene Ontology annotation, cellular component: nucleus; spindle microtubule.
CCGGAGCGUGCGCGCGCCCCCGGGCCGAGGUGAGCAGCGGGCGGUUGGCCCGAGUCCCGGUCACCUCGCAGCAGCACGGACCGCGCACCCCGGCUCGCGCCGAGGCCCGCCAUGGCUUCUCUCAGCUCCCAGGGCGGCGGUUGCGGGGGCGGCGGCGGCGUUAGGAAGGAGGAGAAGGGCAAGAAUAUCCAGGUGGUGGUGCGGUGCAGGCCUUUUAAUGCCUCAGAACGUAAAGGAAACUCCUAUGCUGUUGUAGACUGUGAUCAAGCAAGAAAGGAAGUUAGUGUCCGCACUGGUGGAGUGACAGAUAAGACAUCGAGAAAGACUUACACAUUUGAUAUGGUUUUUGGAGCUCAGGCAAAGCAGAUUGAUGUAUACCGGAGUGUUGUGUGUCCCAUUUUGGAUGAAGUUAUUACGGGCUACAACUGUACAGUGUUUGCUUAUGGCCAAACUGGUACUGGUAAGACCUUCACAAUGGAAGGGGAGCGGUCACCCAAUGAGGAGUAUACUUGGGAAGAGGAUCCACUAGCAGGUAUAAUACCCCGUACAUUGCAUCAAAUAUUUGAAAAACUCACAGAGAAUGGUACAGAAUUUUCAGUGAAAGUCUCUCUUUUGGAAAUAUAUAAUGAGGAGCUAUUUGAUCUUCUGAAUCCUACUCCUGAUGUUGGAGAAAGAUUGCAGAUGUUUGAUGACCCUCGAAACAAGAGGGGUGUAAUUAUUAAAGGCUUGGAAGAAAUAACUGUACACAACAAAAAUGAAGUCUACCAAAUCCUGGAAAGGGGUGCAGCAAAAAGAACAACUGCAGCUACUUACAUGAAUGCAUAUUCCAGCCGUUCCCACUCUGUGUUUUCUAUUACCAUCCAUAUGAAAGAAACAACAGUAGAUGGAGAAGAACUUGUCAAAAUUGGAAAGUUAAACUUGGUUGAUCUUGCAGGAAGUGAAAACAUUGGUCGAUCUGGUGCAGUUGACAAAAGAGCUCGUGAAGCUGGAAAUAUCAACCAGUCUCUUCUGACACUAGGAAGAGUUAUUACUGCUCUCGUAGAAAGAGCGCCACAUAUUCCCUACAGGGAAUCUAAACUCACAAGAAUCCUUCAAGACUCUCUUGGGGGACGAACAAAAACAUCAAUAAUUGCCACAGUUUCUCCUGCAUCUAUAAAUCUUGAGGAAACAUUGAGUACUCUGGAAUAUGCCCACAGAGCAAAGAACAUCAUGAACAAGCCUGAAAUUAAUCAGAAGCUAACAAAAAAAGCUCUUAUUAAGGAAUAUACUGAAGAGAUUGAACGUCUGAAGCGAGACCUUGCAGCUGCACGAGAAAAAAAUGGAGUCUAUAUUUCCCUUGAAAACUAUGAAGCCCUUAAUGGAAAGCUGACAGUUCAGGAAGAACAAAUUGCAGAGUACAUUGACAAAAUCGGUGUCAUGGAGGAAGAAGUGAAAAGAAUCACUGAACUAUUCACAGUUAGUAAAAAUGAACUUGAGCAGUGUAAAACAGAUCUGAAAAUCAAGGAGAAAGAACUGGAAGAAACACAGAAAGAUCUGCAAAAAACCAGAGUUCAUCUGGCUGAAGAAGAAUAUGUGGUUUCAGUUUUGGAAAACACCGAACAAAAACUUCAUGGCACAGCUACCAAGUUACUUAGUACAGUUGAAGAAACUACAAAAGAUGUAUCUGGUCUCCAUGCAAAACUGGACCGUAAGAAGGCUGUAGAUCAACACAAUGCUAUCAUCCAAAAUACGUUUGCAGGACAAAUGAAUGCUUUGUUCAACAAAAUUCAAGAUUCAGUUAGUGAAAACAGUUUGAAGCAGCAACAGAUGUUGACAUCUUACACAAAUUUUAUAGGUGACGUCCUGUCUGCCAGUUCUUCAGCAGCUAAUAUUCUUGCAUCAGUUGUAUCAGCCUCUUUUGCCUCUGUUAAAGAAUUGGUGUCUACUGAAGUUUCUCACGUGUCUGAAAAAAUAACACAACAUGAGAAUCUAUCACUUGAUUGUAAAGCUGAGCUGCUGAGAUUAAUUGAGGAACAUACAUCUGGAUUAGGAAGAUCAUUAAAUAGCUUGACACCAAUGGUAGAAUUUGUCUUGGGGCUAAACUGUCAGUUUCAGAGUAACAUGAAGAAAUAUUCUGCUGUGGCUGACAAGAUGGAGGGUCAUAAAAAGGAAAUGGAUACCUUCUUUGGAGAUCUUUCUCUCAAUCUGAAAAAAUUACAGGAAGAAACAACCAGUGUUUUUGCUCAGCUUCAGAAUGACUGUGACAAUUUAAAAGAAGAAGUGGAAAUGACGAGGUUGGCACAUACAAAGAGCGCAGCUGAAUUAAUGUCAUCACUGCAAAGCCAGCUUGACUUGUUUGCUCAGGAGACUCAGAAGAACUUAACAAAUGUACUCGCAAAAAAUGGAAGCUUGAAGACCACCAUCGCUGCUGUGCAAGAAAACGUUCACCUGAAAACAACAGACCUAGUCAGCAGUACAACUUCCAAUCACAGUAAAUUUAUUGCUUCUCUGGAUAAUUUCUCUCAAGAGCUCAGGAUAAUAAAUGCUGAAAACAAGAUGAUGCUGGAAGAAUCCACUGACCGCUGUCAACAACUUCUCAGCAAUCUCAAAAAUGUGUCUCAGGAUACUGAUAAAUGGGGUGAACAUACAACUGCUCAGAUAGUUGACCUUACCAGUCGGCACCUAUUGUUCCUCAAUGAUGAGAAACAGCAACUUCAGUAUUUACAAAAGAAAAAUGAAGAAAGCUGUGAUAAAGCAAUAGCUGAAAUUGCUAACCAUAUUGAUAGACAAAAGGCUGCUGAGGAGAAGGUACUAGAUAGCCUUCUUGAUCAGAUAAAGCUUGAUCAGGAGAGACUUCUGGAGCAGAAGCUGGCACUUAAUGAGGAAGCACAGCAUGGACUGACUCGGGUUAAUGGCUUCCUGCAAGAGGAUCUUAAAGUGGAUAUUCCAACAGGUACAACUCCACAGAGAAGAGACUACUUCUAUCCAGUCACACUUGUGAGAACAGAACCCCGGAAACUUCUGCUGGAGCAGUUAAGGCAAACACAACCAAAGCCUGAUGCUGUGCUAAACAGCAUGAUAAAGGAGGUGGAGGACAGUGCAGAUCAGGACCUGUUGGAAGAGGGAGAAGGGUUGCAAGAAUCCAUUGAAAGCCUUGCUAGCAACAAAUCCUUAGUGGAUACAAGUAUAUGCUGCCACGCAAACGGUGGCAUUCCCUUUUUCCAGCACAAAAGGAGUCACAAAAAGGAUAAAGAGAACAAAUCUGCAGCUACGGUGGAGAAGAACAAAAUAGAGGAUAUGACAGAACAGUUUCUUCCCAAAUCUAAGCCUCCUUUAAGAUCACUGAACUAAGAUAUAUCCACUGCAGGUCCCUGUUUUGAAAUACUCAUGUCUAAUUGUCUACGGUGCCAUAACUUUCUUUGGUUAUUCUCAGUCUCUAUACAGUGAUAUAAUGAUGCAAAGUUGGAUCAGAAGAUUGGCUUGCCAGAUGUCCUGCCUUUGUCCUAUUUUUAUAUUCUGUAUCUUGCAAAGUAUUGAAAAACUUUUUUUAAAAGAACGUGGAUUAUGGUGCUGUAUGUUAAAUAGACUUUUAUGUUGUCAAGCAGGAGAUCCUUUUCUGUUUCUCAGUAGACUUAGAGCGGAAGGGGAUAUGGAAAAAUGUUUUAUUGGCAUUAUCAGCUACAGGGUUUUUGAGUUAUCUGUAAAUAAGUGUUCUGGUUUUAUACCUGCUUUUUAGUCUGAUUCAUGUUUCUACAAAGUUGAUAGCUCGUUUUUAACUGGGAUACUUCAAAUAAAUCAUUGAUACAUGGAAAACAAAUGUAUAAGCCUGUCCCUCAGACUAAAACAUGCUUACAUGACUCAUCUUUUAUUACCAGAUUUGAUUUAGCUAAAACAUUAGCAGCUCUGUCAUAAGCCUUGUGCUGUUAAAAAAGGAUGGUUCCCUCCCUUGUUUCAUAAUAGACUAUAGCUUUAUUUCAGCGCCUCUUCAGUAUAGGAAAGCUAGUCUUAUUGCUGGGUUUGUGGGGUUUUUUGUUUCAUUUGUUUUGAAUCCCACUGUUCUUAUCUUCUUAACCUGCAGCUGUGAUGUGUUGGCUUGGAUAUGAUGUUGUCAGCCAUAGCUUAUGUAUUGUAAAUUGAUAGCAUUUCUUUUACAGUGUAGAUAUGUAACAUUGAAACAUGCAAACACAGUUACAAAUGCAGCUCCUAUGUUGUAUAGUAACAGUAAAUUUCCAGUAAUUGACAGUAGCCAGUAAUUUGACCAGCUGCUCUCUUCAUGCGGCUUACCUGAGAAUUUGAAGAAAACAUCAGGCUGUAAUGUACAAAAAAAGUAGAUUAAUAGUAUUAUGAUGGGACUGGGGAAUGCAUUUGGAAGGCAGCCUUAAUUUACAUUGAAGCACUAUUGGCUAAUUUGAAAAACAUGAUUUAAGAGAUUGUCCAUUUUUCUAUAUCUUGCUUGCAGGCUUAGGUUGAUCUUUCUUCAAAUGAGUAUUUCAUAGAUCUGUUUAUCUUUGAGCAAGUGUGCCAACUAGAUACACUUUGGACACAAUUCAGACAGCACAUUGCAGUCCUGCUGCUAGAGAUGGACAAAUGUAGUUUGAAGAAUGCCUUUGAACUGAUGCUCUGAACUCUAGCAUGAGAUAGAACAUAGUUGUGUUUGUCUGAAACACUAUCUUACCUCUUAUUUAUUCUCUCUCUCAUGCCUCUGUUGGCAAGGCUUAAUUGCUUUUUCUUAACAACCUGAUAGGAGGAAGGAAAGCAUUAGUUCCCUUUCAAAUUAAUAAGAAACACAAAUAUGGGGGGGGUUUUGUUUUGUUUUGUUUUUAAUUUUUUGGGGGGGUGUUAUGAUAUCUUGGUACCUAGCUUAUAUACCAAAUGUUUCUACUGUUGUAAGGGACUUAGCACUGGAAGCUGCAGGACUGUCUCCUUCAGAAAGUGUUUGGUGUAUAACUACAAUUCAGCCAGAAGUGUUGAUCCUAUAGCUGUAUUGGAAUGGCCUAAGCCAAGUGGGAGAGGCUUGUGCAAGUCUGUCUUUCACCUUACUACUUGAUUUCCCACAUGCAGUUCACAGGAUCAGUAUGAACAAACUGGAGCAGCCAGUACCCGAGGAGGGUUGCAUCCAUAAAAUCACACCAGAAUCUGUACUUCCUGGCUUUAUUGUUUUUGAAACUGUCUCCCCUACCAGGUACCAGGCAGAGGCUCCUUUCCUGGUAACUGAGAGUUAUGUAUGAGUUUCAUGGAUUGCUUGUAUGCUCUCUCUUUGUCUAAAGUACCCCUCAGAGUCAUGUUCUCUUUUGUUUGCAAUACUGGUAUGGCAGAUCAUUGUUUUACUGGCCUUGGUGUCUGGAGGUCACACCAGAAAGCUGAAUAGGAUGACAAAUCCAGGUGCAGAACCUGACUUGGCUUCUUUCUCCCUUUCUCUUCUCCCACUAGAUGGCUCUAACGCUAAAGUGUUACUCCAAAGCUCAAGUACUGGCCACUAACCAGGACUUAGAAAUAAGCAUUUUGCCAAGCUUUUUGUCAAGCAUCUGUUAAAAGAACAAGUUUAAAAAACUAAUCUCAAAUUUAUGCUUCUGCAAGGAUAAUUCUGUAUUCAAGUUUGGGUGAGGGGUUGUUUUAUGGAGAGCCACAUUUUGGAAAAAGGUGAUCCAACCUCUGUCUUGAGCUUCGCUGCAGGGCUAAUAGACGCUCUUAGUAACUAAAUUUUUGUCCUGACCUGCGCUCUGGUUUCCCUACCACAUGGGCAUUGCCUGAAGUAGAAGGCAACACCUUUUUUUUUUUUUUUUUUUAUAUAUAUUUUCUGAUAUAUGAUAGGGAAAAAAAAAAGGAGGGUAAGAAAAACAAAGCGUCAGUUGUUUCUUAUACAAGGUCAUUGGGUUUGCAGGUCUAACCUAGAGGGAAGAAGUAUCAUGGUCCAGGCUAGCUCAUGUGGUCAUUUGAAUUUGUCUUCUUAUAAGGCGUCCUUUAUAAGAAAAGUAGGAAGCUAUUUCUACAGAAUAAAUAACAAGGUCAUACCCUGACUGAAUUAGUCCAUCUGAGCAUGAGGGAAGGUUGUGGUGACUGAGGCUGUAGUAUAUAGCUGUGUUCUAAUUAACCUGAUGAGGUUUUUUUCAGGUUCUGGAUUAGUGGCCAAGUAGGGUACAUCUUGAUUUAACAAAAAAAAAAAACAGGUAAGAUGAAUGUGAUGUGGGGAAAUUAAAUGAGGAAAAAUGAGUUUAAAUGCAGGUAAAGGGGGACUGCAAAGAGAACAGAAAGAGGGCCAUUGGAAGUACAGAUAAUUAGAGCCACCAGCUUGCUUUUCAAGUGAAAAAUGAUCUGUCAGGAGAAAGUGGAGGAAAGGAAACUUCCUGCUUCCUCCUGGAAAUCAGGGAGCUGUGGCACUUGCUGCAUCAAAGUUGUUGGGGGAUGCAAUCUUUUAUUUGAAGAGAGGAAAGAAGACUUAAACUGACUAGCUGCUAUUGAUGGCUGGUUUUAUUUUGGGUAUCAAAAGCAAUUGUGUGGGGCUAGAGGGGAGUGAGGAGAAGGUGUGUAGUUGCUAGGCUCUGCCUUUCUUUUUUCUGGCAGGUGUUAGUCACCAUUGCAAUCAUCUGUUAAAUGUGGGUACAGGGAACGAGGAAGCCUGUAACUCUUUGAGGUGAUAAAAAAAAUGCUAGAAGAAACUGGAAAAAUAAAGUUUAACAUUCCUUUUCUAUCAAAAAGAGAUAGAAGAGGAAAAAUAAAUAGUUCUAACAUUCCAGAGCAUUAAAAACAGGAAAAAAAAAAAAAAAAAAACAAAUAAAUUUUAAAAUAUAUAGUUGGUAAAUAUAUACUUUUUGAACAAGUGUUUACAACCAUUUGACUAUUAUUUUUUUCUUUCCUCAUUUGAAACUACUUUUUAUGGUAGAGGGCAAUGUUCUAUAAACUGCAUGCCCACCCACACAGUUACUUUAUAAAGUUAAGUAACAAUAAAUCAUGCUAGGCUUUGCAUUAGUAGACUGUAAGUGACAUAGUAUUAUAUGUGAGAUGUAGACCACCUAGCAAAGUAGGCUGUUCUUGUAGGUUGAAUACAAAUUCAAUCCACAGCAGCAUUGCUAUACACAGUGCAGCAAAGUGAAUGUUUAAAUCUCUAUGUUCAGAAUACUUCUAAAAUCAUCUUUGGUUCUUUAGUAAAAGGUCAAGCUACUAAAAAAAGGACACAUUAUAGCUACACAAGUGCUCUUUAGACAGAUAAAAAGGAGUAAAUGCUUGAUCCAGCAGUCUCAUCAGGGAAGAAGUUAGAAACAAGCUGACGUUUUUACAUGAGGUCUGAAAAUUGUUCCCUAUUUCCAGGUUUCUAAAAUUUUGAGGAGACUGUCAGUUUUUAGGUGGCACAAAGUUUUAAUUUUGUAAAACAGUGGAGCUUGACUGGAUUGGUUUUUUGGUUUUGGUUUGUUUUUUUUUUUUUUUUUUUUUUUGUUGUUUGUUUUGGUUUUUGUUUUUUUUUCCCCAAAAUAUUAAACCUAUGUUCCCUUGACUUCUUAGUUUUACUUUGCGACUCUUAGUCUGUUCAUAACCUAAACAUUGUAUUUCAAAUAAUGAAGCACAUGGCUAAAACUUUUGACCGGUGCAUUUUCUUUAUUAAAAAUUACCAAAAUGUAAGAAUGAAUAAACAGAAAUAUGACAUAAAUAUGUUAGAUUUUUUCAGAUCUUUCCAGAUGUAAUGAUCUACAGUUGUCGAUAACAUAAAUAUAGUUUUGACUAUAAUUUUAUUCUGACAAUGUCCAGAGCACAGAAGCUACUAUGUGAAGAUUUUUUUUUAUGUGAUAAGGAAUGGUAUUUUCAUUGGCAGAAGGUAUUUUUUUAAAAUAUCUUCUUUUUCUGCCUAACUAACACACAAGUUUUGCAAAGUGGAAAAUAACAAUUAGCAGGAAAGAAAGUGUGCUCUUUUAGCAUUUAUGACAAAUAGUAAACCAUACAGGUUAAAUACAUGGCAAGAUCCUUUUCUUCCUCCCCAGUGAUUCGAGUACUAAGAAUGAAUUAUGUUCUUCAGAGGACCAAUUUCCCCACUGCACAAGUCCAGUCUUACAUGGGGCUAAUUCUGCUACAGUCACUUUAGUAUCAGUUAAUAAAGGUGAAGGAUCAGAUUCUCUGUUCUCCACAGUACAGAGUUGUUAACGAUGCUUAAAAACAAACAAAAAAUCUAAUGCCCUGUUUGGUCUCUGUGGCCAAAAGAUUUCAUGGUAUUUAGAAAGGUUUCUCUAGGCAAGCCUGGAAGUUGUUUUCAACCCUAAAUCUGUAUGUUCUUUGACAGGAACUUCAAGUGUACCUAACUUCCCUGACUCUGUAAAAUGACUUUGGGAUCUUUCAGGAUAGGUAUGAUACUACUGUUGUACUGUUAAAAGACUAGACUGUGUCAGUUGAAGCUAGCACUGAUUGUAGUGGCCAUCGUAUCAUGCCAAUGUCCGUAGGCAUAGUGUGUGUCACAGGAAGAGGAACCUUUCAAACCUCCAAAGGAUGGCACAGAUAGCCCCUGCCUUCUGGAACAUAGCUUCAUGCUGAAUCUGAGCACCGCUACUCCCACUUUGGAAGUAGAAACUUGUAAACAUGUUUCUGAGAGAGUGAAUUCCAAUUUUUGUUUUGUUUUUGACACAGAAAAACUUAAGUAGUCUCUGUCAUAUGUAAAGACUGUUUGGGGAGAUUUUUUUUUUACAUUUCAAUUAGCAUCCUCUAACACUCAAACCAAAACAUAAGUGGCAUUAUGUUCAAAAGCUAAAGGAAACAAAAUGAUUCACUUGUAAUUUGUUAUACCAUCCUCUAUGACCUAAUUAAAAUAUUACAUUAAUUUCAAAACCAUUCAGCUGUAGACACAUAUUCAAAUGGUUAUAACAUAAUAAUGAUAAGUGCCAAAAUUUUGCUUAUUCACUACCAGUUUAUUUUAGGAAACAUAGUCCAGCAGGAUGAACCUUGAAUAUACAGAUUAAUGCAAGGAAGGAAAUUUUAUGAUGUCUGUUAGUUAAUACAGAAGCCAAUCUUAUUAAUCAUGGAUUUACAGAGGGCUGUUUUAUUAGAUGUUAACCAUAGCUUAUGUUGACAAUUGAUUUUCAUUGUCGGACAACUAAAUUUAUUAUUUGUAAUAAGAUAAAGAUAAUUAAAUUGACUUUAGAAAGGUUACUAUCAUAAAUGUUGGUACCUGUGAAUAGCAAACACAGAACUGCUUUGGCAGCGAAAGUUCAGUUAAGUGAUAGGUGCUUUCUUUCCAUUACAUUUAUUAGUCCCUGAACAUUUUUCGUCUACAUUUUAUUUUCCAGAGUUUAUACCUAUUGCUGUGAAAAACUGCUUGGGUUGAAGCCUCACUUUCAGUUUAUUUUCUUUCAAUAAAACAGGAUCAAAACAUUUUUACAGUUAAAGAAGUAAAACAAAAAAUAAAGCAGUAAGUGUAAAUGUUUGAUGCAAUGAAGUUUUGUCCUGUUAUUUCUCAGAUUUGUCAUUAAAUUAUUCAGAAUAGUAUGUUGAAAAAUGUUGGUUCUGCAAUAAAAUCUGACUGAGGGGAGUUUAAGUAUUAAAAGGAGUAAUUAUUAAGGAAGUUAAUUUUCACCUUGUAAAAAUUGAGUACUUAGAACUUAUUUAAUCUUUUUAAAUUGUAUUGUUUUUAUUAUAUAUACAUAUAUCUCCAUCCAUUUGGGUACAAUCUUUUGAAAAUCUGGAGGAAUACAGCAAAUGAUAAAGACUUUGGAAAAGCACCUAAAGUAGCAUCUUCAAACCUAGUGCAUUCCCGAGCUUUGGCAACAUGUGAACUAUCCAGUACAAAAGUAAUUCUAUCAGAGCUCUCAUAAUAUAUUUUUACUGUAAUAUUAAUUUUUGUUUUUUACAGGCUUGUAACUUGUCGUUGCUUAUUUGGUGUUUUGGACCAAUCGUGAAAGAGGGAGUACUUCUGGAAGACUGUUUUAAACUGUGGUGUAAGACUGAAUAUUUGAUGUUUUGGUUCUUUAAUUAAAUACACUUGGCUGCAGGA